ACCAUAUCAAAUAUUUUCUUCCCCCAUAUAAUCCCAGAGCACCAUAGGCGUGGAAUCAGGAAACUGUGCGCAAAGAGUAUGGCUGCUAUAUGCGACAGUUUGACAUCAACCCAGUCGUGAUAGCGCUGCAAUCGGUGGGUUGACAGCGGCUAUUUUGGGCACCCAGGGUUGUUUCAUUCUAGAACUUUGAACUUUUGUCUUUGGGACUUCUGAGUCAUUCGCUCUUCUCAACAGCGACGGCAUUGUAGUCAGGGCCUCCAUCACCACUUUCCGAGAAUUCCUCCUCCAGCAGCAGGAAGACUGUUAUGACUGGAGUUCUUACCAAGGCUUAGCAUUGACCGCCGUCUCUGGGGAUCUGGUAUGAAACCAUCGUCUCCGUCAUCAAUGAUGUCUUCGCCGUUCCCUCGGCACUUGCAAGGGCUUAUCUCCGUCAGGCUCCCUGUUCUCCCCCGGCAUUAGUGAUUAACACAUUUUAAACGCCGCAUGUAAAGAUUUCGUCUUGGUCUACCGCCUAACCCAAGUGGUAAGUUUUAGUAAGGCUGUCAUGCGCUUGUGGCUGCUUAUUAUCUAGUCAACUCCAAAGAGCGAAACAUCGGAUGGUUUGAAUGAGCCGACAACACCAUUGAAUCCCCCAACUAUUCGAUGUUGUCGAUAAUACUUAGAUCUCCCAGCUAGCUUAAACCCAUUCGUAAGAUAUAUAAAUACCCAUGAAUAGCUUCAUUAUAUUAAAAAAAAGACCCUCUAAAGAAAGCGAUAAACUCAAACUCAACCUCAACCUCUAUCAUUUACCACCUCAAGCUCAAACCUCAAUCGAACACCACGUCUAGCUCACCAUGGGGUUCAUGGCGGCCUUUUUGUACUCCCAACUUUUUGUCACUCCGAAAUAUCCAACCGCAUCUUUCGCCAACCAGACCAUUGUCAUCACUGGUUCUAAUACCGGGCUCGGGCUCGAAGCAGCACGACACUUCGCCCGCCUCAAUGCGAAAAAGAUAAUCAUUGCUGUCCGCAAUGUCGCUGCAGGAGAGAAAGCCAAAGAGUUGAUCGAGACGUCAUCCGGUAGAGCCAACAUAUGCGAAGUCUGGGAACUUGACCUUGCAUCCUACGCCUCGAUCAAAGCAUUUGCACAACGAGCAUCGACAGAAUUGCCCCGUAUCGAUGUUCUGCUUGAAAAUGCAGGUAUAGCAACUCAUAACUACGACACUGCAGAAGGCCACGAGCGCACUAUUACCAUCAACGUGAUCGGCACUUUCCUAUUAGGCCUACUCCUCCUUCCGAAGCUCAAAGAGUCCGCGACGCAGACAUCCCCCAUGAAACCCCGCUGGUGCAUAGUGACGAGCGAGGUUCAUGCGCAAGCAGAAUUUCCAGAAUGGAAAAGCCCGAAUACGUUUGAAAAACUGGACGAUACGAAGACACUCAACAUGAAAGAACGAUACGAGGUAUCAAAACUGCUGGAGAUUCUUGUAGUGCGUGAAAUCGCACCGAAACUUGCUGAUUCAGGGGUCAUCCUCAACUUGAUAAACCCCGGAUUUUGUCAAUCGGGGCUGAUGCGUGAAUUUCAUUGGCUUGUGUUAGUUAUCAAGACAAUGCUAACGCACAUAAUGGUGCGCACGACUGAGGUUGGUAGUCGGACUCUGGUGGCUGCUGCGGCUGAGGGAGACGAAAGCCAUGGUACAUACAUGGUGGAUGGGAAGGUGAGCAAUAGGCACCUAUCAGCAUUCGUUAAGAGUGAAGACGGGAAAAUUGCGGGGAAAAAAGUGUGGGAGGAGUUGAAAGCAAUUCUGGAAAAUAUUGUGCCCGGGGUUUCGGGGAAGCUGUGAGGGUAGCGUUGGUUUUGUGCAUUCUCGAUUGUUUUGUCUCCUUGGUUGGUCUUUUGUAUCUUCAGCUUUUUGUAUCCUUGUUUUUUGUAUCUUUAGUGAAAGCGCUUUCAGUACCUAGAAUUAAUUGCUAUGUCUCCCAGCUUCUACUACCUCUUGUUAAUGAUCAUGUUCAAGAAAAUUAAUACAUGUAACUUAAUCCAAUAAUUGAGGACUCUGGUGUAACGGAGACUGACAGAGCGGCAGCCUUCCCACUCGAACGAACUUAGGCCUCCGAGAGAGGAUUCAAUCCUGGUUAAGUAAACUCAGGAGCGAGCAGCGGUCAUGUUGGACCUUGCGGGAUGUCUGAAAAGGAGUCCGAUCUCCUUCAUCGUUGCUUUAUCAAUCAGAAUACAAAUGAACAAAACAAGAAAAACUUCCUUGUCAUUCU
This is a messenger RNA of Blastomyces dermatitidis ER-3, 2244 nucleotides long. RefSeq names its product short-chain dehydrogenase/reductase. The transcript has a single exon. The coding region runs from base 834 to 1817 and encodes 327 amino acids. The record is from RefSeq and is a predicted model, not a curated record. NCBI's taxonomy places the organism in Eukaryota, Fungi, Ascomycota, Eurotiomycetes, Onygenales, Ajellomycetaceae.